UUUUUUUUUUUUUACAUCUGUACGAACACCACUCUGCCUGCGAGCAGCCGCUGUCACUGUGUGAGUCAGAUAGUUGUUAUUGAAGCAGCUCUAGAGAAGUUCCUCAGUCUGAGGUCCUGUGAACUUGCUGCAGUUGAAAAUGACUACACCUGUGCGAAUUGAGAAAGUCCUGAAAGAUCACCUGGAUGAUCUGAGUGAUAGGGAGCUGGGGAGAUUUCAGUGGUACUUGUCCCACAAUGAGAGAUUGGAUGGCCGGCCCAUCCUGAAAUCCCAGCUGGAGAACGCCACCAGAGAGGUAACUGUGGAUAUAAUGGUGCAGGUUUACGGGAAAGACGGUGCUGUGGAGACAACAGUGGACAUUCUGAUGAGGAUGACUCGUAAUGACCUUGCAAUAAGGUUAACUGCAGCCCAAAUAGGCCCAAACGUGGAACAGCAAUUACCUGAGAGAGAGACGCAGAGAGUUGCAGAUUGGACUGAGGAUCUUUCUUGUUCAGUUUGCCAUGAAAUGUUCACUGAGCCUGUGGCUCUGCAUUGUGGCCACAGCUUCUGUAGGACCUGCGUGCACAAAUAUUGGAGGAUGAAUGUCAUUCAGAAAUGCCCACUUUGUCAGAAAGUUACAGACACUGAACCUCAGACUAAUUUCACUCUGAAGAGUUUGAUCGAAAAAUACACACGAAGAACUCCGGUUGAUCCACCAGGAGGACACAGAAAUGCCUCAUUACAUCAGUCAUCUCAGACUCCUUCCAGGACCAUCAAAGAGAAGCGUGAAGCUUUUCAAAGGGUCAAACAAUUUUGUGAUUCAUCAGUUGAGCACAUUAAGAAUCAGAGACGCGACACAGAGAAGAAGAUUAUGGACGACUUUGAGAAGCUUCAUGGCUUCCUCAAGAUAGAGGAAGCAGCCAGAGUAGCGGCAUUAGAAGAAGAAGAGACUCAGAAGAUUGGUAUGAUGCAGAAGAUCACCGAGAUCAGUAGCGACACUUUCUUGGUCUCUGACACUGUAAAAGACAUGGAAGACUUAGGGGCUCGCUCGUUCUUACAGAACUUUAGGACUGAAAUGGAAAGAACUCAGAACGCACUGCCGGAUCCACGGCUACUUCCACAAGCGCUGAUAAAUGUGUCCAACCAUGUGGGAAACCUCCAGUUCAGAGUCUUGGAGAAGAUGUUAAGCAUUGUAAAACACACCCCUGUGGUUCUGGACCCCAACACUGCAUCUCCAUGUCUCUCUCUGUCUGAAGAUCUGACCAUGGUGACACUCACAGACACCCCGCAGCAGCUUCCUGGAAACCCAGAGCGCAUCACCACUUAUCCACAGGUCCUGGGCUGUGAGGGCUUUGACUCAGGAAAACACUCCUGGGAAGUGGCGGUAGGAAAUCAACCCAGAUGGAUACUGGGAGUCGCUGAAGAGGCCCAAGACAGGAAGGAGGAGAUGUGGUCGACUCUAUGUACUAUUGUGAAAAACAAGAAGAGGUAUACGGAUGUCAAGGGUAAUACCUUAAUACUACUGAAGAGACCCAAGAGGAUCAGAAUAGAGCUAGACUACGAAAACGGGAAAGUGUCAUUCCAUGACGUUGCUCACAACAAAUCCAUGCUGACCUAUGAGGAGAGAUUUACUCAGAAGCUGUAUCCAUAUUUUGCUUUUGUUGAAACUAAUGAUAAUGAGGGUUAUGACGAAGAUGAGGGGGUAAAAAGAAAGAAAAAGAAAGCAAAUAGCAGUGGAGGCCAGAUAGAGAUCUGUGAGUCAGAGGUUUCUCUCACAGUGACAUAGUUGCAGAAAAUGGCUGCUUCAGAUUCAGUAACAUAGGUCUACCGUACUGGUAGUAACACAUAUCAACUUACUGAUCACGUUGUCCAUCACCCUGUUAUGUUAUGGAUCAAGCAUUUAGCCACGCUGGUAGAUAAGUUAGAUUCCUGCUACUGACUAUGCUAGUAGUUUGUCUUUAGUGCUCAACUAAGAUGUUGAAAAUGAUAAACAUCAUACCUGCAUAAAAUAUUGCUUUGUUUGAAAAAUGCUUGUUUGCAUGCUGAUAUUAGCAUUCAGCUCACCGCCAACCUGCUGAUGCUGAUGCUAAUGUGCUGUUUUCUUAAUUCUCUUGUAUUUUGUCUAAUUGCAUGCGCUAUCUUAAGUUGUAGGGCGUUGAGGUCUCAGGGCCUCACAGAGCCGCCAGCAUGAUUGUAGACUCUUGUGGUGCCUUCAAAUGGCGUCGUGUUUACCAUGUUUACGAGAAGAGUCCACAUGAACACCCCCCUCUUGUGGUAUUCGCGACCUCGUCAGUGAAAAGUUUCUGAAAGCUCAGAGUUUACAAGUUGUGACGUGUUUGUUGACAGAAAUUGCAGAGGCCAUGGAAGAUAAUUUUUCGGAGCAUAAGUUAAUAUAUGUAACUUUAGUCGUAAAUUGUUUUUCUUCAUAAUUAUAUUAAUAGGUCUGAGGAAAAUGUUGAUAUUCCCAGCAGCCUCAUCUUUUCCCUCUGUCAUUAUGCCUUUGCAUUUCCUGCAUUAUGUUACCCACUUGCUAAA
Messenger RNA from Sebastes umbrosus (honeycomb rockfish), 2514 nucleotides. RefSeq names its product zinc-binding protein A33-like. The transcript is spliced from 8 exons. Gene Ontology annotation, molecular function: protein binding. NCBI's taxonomy places the organism in Eukaryota, Metazoa, Chordata, Actinopteri, Perciformes, Sebastidae. The coding region runs from base 140 to 1765 and encodes 541 amino acids. The record is from RefSeq and is a predicted model, not a curated record.